AUGUUCCCUCCAUCUUCACAUUGCACCCGUGUUCCUCCUAAAUAUAGAUCUGUUUCCUCCAAUGGACAGUACAUCAGUGUUCCCCCUAGUGGACAGUACACCAGGGCUCCAUCUAAUGGACAGUACAUCAGUGUUCCCCCUAAUGGACAGUACACCAGGGCUCCAUCUAAUGGACAGUACACCAGUGUUCCCCUUAAUGGACAGUACAUCGGUGUUCCCCCUAAUGGACAGUACAUCGGUGUUCCCCCUAAUGGACAGUACAUCAGUGUUACCCAUAAUAGACAGUACACCAGGGCUCCAUCUCAUGGACAGUACAUCAGUGUUCCCCCUAAUGGACAGUACACCAGGGCUCCAUCUAAUGGACAGUACAUCGGUGUUUCCUCUAAUGGACAGUACACCAGGGCUCGAUCUAAUGGACAGUACAUCGGUGUUCCCGCUAAUGGACAGUACACCAGGGUUCCAUCUAAUGGACAGUACAUCGGUGUUCCCCCUAAUGGACAGUACACCAGGGCUCCAUCUAAUGGACAGUACAUCGGUGUUCCCCCUAAUGGACAGUACACCAGGGCUCCAUCUAAUGGACAGUACAUCGGUGUUCCCGCUAAUGGACAGUACACCAGGGCUCCAUCUAAUGGACAGUACAUCGGUGUUCCCCCUAAUGGACAGUACACCAGGGCUCCAUCUAAUGGACAGUACAUCGGUGUUCCCUCUAAUGGACAAUACACCAGGGCUCGAUCUAAUGGACAGUACAUCGGUGUUCCCGCUAAUGGACAGUACACCAGGGUUCCAUCUUGAAAAGUCAUC
Pelobates cultripes (western spadefoot toad) is the source of this 801-nucleotide messenger RNA. Lineage: Eukaryota; Metazoa; Chordata; Amphibia; Anura; Pelobatidae. The record is from the annotation of a GenBank genome assembly.